AUGUCUGACCGCCGCGAGAUACACUGCAGACCAUCAGCACUCGAGGAGGCCAUUGCAGCCAUCCACCACAAGCGCCGUGAAGCUCGCAUUCGGAUCUUGUUCGAAACGCAGGCUGCUUCUGGACCGAUCACAAGUAAGCGUAAGCUGCCGCUUCUUCGAGUCAUAUUGCACGACCGCGAAGACGUAAUCGCUCGUUUCGCCUCAUGGAUCACGUCUACCGGUGGACAGUUCUCUCGCAGCCUUGAGAAAGUGAUCUCACCUCCUCCGCGCAAAAGAUCCCUGCCCAAUGCACCAGCCACGACAAACGCACUACCGCAGCCAAGGCAGACACCCGACGGCAGAUUAGAAUCCGCGACCGAAGACAAGCUGUUUGGAAUGGUCGGUUCGAAAUUGUUGCACUCCAAUCCCUUACUCACAAUCAUCUUCUUGAUAUCUUUUGGGCAAUGCAUGUCUCCUGAUGAUCGAGUUAGUGUUGCGUCUUCUGCUCUGUAG
Fulvia fulva is the source of this 492-nucleotide messenger RNA. RefSeq lists its product as uncharacterized. The transcript has a single exon. The record is from RefSeq and is a predicted model, not a curated record. Bases 1 to 492 code for a protein of 163 amino acids. NCBI's taxonomy places the organism in Eukaryota, Fungi, Ascomycota, Dothideomycetes, Mycosphaerellales, Mycosphaerellaceae.